AUGCCGCCCUCGCAACCGAAAAAGCCGGAUGUCUCUGCUGCCGCCAAGGAGCGCAACGAAUACAUCCCCUCGUUCAUCUCGAAAAAGCCCUUCUAUGCUGUCGAUGAGACCGGCGAAGACAACACCGAUUAUCUUGAGCAUCAACGUCUACAGAAGCAGGAACAGGACUCGCAAUGGUACGAUCGUGGGAAAAAGAUUGGUCCCGCCGCGACCAAGUUUCGCAAAGGCGCAUGCGAGAAUUGCGGAGCCAUGACACAUAAGAAGAAAGACUGCUUGAGUCGGCCGCGCAAGGCUGGCGCCAAGUUCACUGGGAAGAACAUUGAGGCCGACGAGGUGAUUCAGGAUGUGCAACUGGGCUUUGACGCUAAGCGUGACCGCUGGAAUGGCUACGAUGCGUCACAAUUCCAGGAAGUCAUUGAGGAAUAUACUGCCAUGGAGGAGAUACGAAAGAAGGCCAAGCAGGCGCAAAAGAGCGAAGAGAAGGAGGAUGAGGAGGAUGAGGGCGACAAAUACGAUGCUGAGACGGACAUGGGGAGGAAGCAAGCCACAUCCACGCGAAACUUGAGACUACGAGAGGACACGGCCAAAUAUCUGCUCAACCUGGAUCUCGACUCAGCCAAGUACGACCCGAAGACGCGAUCCAUGGUGGACAGUGGUGCAACAGCGGACAGUGCCGCUCGACUAGUGGCAGAGGAAGGCUUUCAGCGUGCAUCGGGGGACGCAGCAGAGUUCGAAAAGGCCCAGCGAUAUGCUUGGGAGACACAGGAACGGGGAGAUAAGAACAAACUACAUUUACAAGCGAAUCCAACGUCGGGUGAGGUUAUGCGCAAAAAGGAGUUACAAGAAGCAGAGGAGAUGGCAGCCGCUCGAAAGAAGGCGCUCGCUGAGAAGUAUGGCGUUCAGGAGAAUGAUACCGCAAACACACUGCGCACCUUGGCAGUCACCGAAAAUGAGCGAUACGUCGAAUACGAUGAGCGAGGCCGCAUCAAGGGAGCAACCCAAGUCAAAGUCAAAUCGAAGUACCCCGAGGACAUACUCCUCAACAAUCACACGUCAGUUUGGGGGAGUUGGUGGUCUAAUUUCCAGUGGGGAUUUGCCUGUUGUCACUCGACAGUCAAAAACUCGUACUGCACCGGUGAUGCUGGAAAGGAGGCAUUCGAGCUCGCAGAUCGUAUGCGAACCGGCGCUGAAUUGGUGGAAGUGCCCGAAGAGAUUGCCUGGAAGGAGGAAGAGGCCCAACAGGAGCACGUGCCCAACGCUCCCGAUCGUGCUCAGAAAGCGAAGCAGGAUGCUGCCAGCCGAAAACGGGCGCUUGAAGAAAUGAUUGGUGGUGUCAACGAAGAAGAGAUGGAGGAGUAUCGACGGAAGCGAACCAUGGCGGCCGACCCCAUGGCAGCAUAUCUGGCCAAAGGCAGUCAAAGUGAGGCGGUAUAA
Molecule: messenger RNA, 1434 nt
Organism: Plenodomus lingam JN3
Lineage: Eukaryota; Fungi; Ascomycota; Dothideomycetes; Pleosporales; Leptosphaeriaceae
Gene: SLU7
Product: mRNA splicing protein
Biological process (GO): mRNA splicing, via spliceosome
Cellular component (GO): spliceosomal complex
Molecular function (GO): pre-mRNA 3'-splice site binding
Source: RefSeq, a predicted model, not a curated record